This is a messenger RNA of Brassica oleracea var. oleracea, 1099 nucleotides long. RefSeq names its product putative DNA-binding protein At1g48610. Bases 216 to 821 code for a protein of 201 amino acids. NCBI's taxonomy places the organism in Eukaryota, Viridiplantae, Streptophyta, Magnoliopsida, Brassicales, Brassicaceae. The record is from RefSeq and is a predicted model, not a curated record. The transcript is spliced from 4 exons. Gene Ontology annotation, molecular function: DNA binding.
ACAAGAUUUGUCGAUAACAUAAAAAGAAGGACUCCAGGUGGACCCAACCCAACAAAUUCAGAAUCUCAGGGUCGUUCGUUUUGCUCUCCAAGCUCGAGCCAUAGUGGCUACCUUGUAACCGUCACACACCAUCUCGACUCUUUCUUCUUCGCCAAGCGUUCUUCAGUAUCUCACUCGCAGAUCUUCGUCCUUAGGUGAAACAAACAAGAUUCCUCAUGGCGAAAACAGCUAGAACUCCUUCCGCGUCUCACGGAACUGGUCCCGAAGCUCCAAGAUCCGAUGCUGCCGGCAACAAACUUCCUUCUGACUCCGCCGCCGGCUCACCCGGUGCUACUGAUUCUCAGAAACGCGGCCGUGGACGACCGCCGAAGUCCAAAUCCGACUCUCAGAACGGUGCCGUUUCAGCAGCUCAGCCGGCUAGGAAACCAAGCGGUCGCCCGAAAAGAAACGUAGCUACAGCAGCUGUUGCGCCUGCGCCUGCGGCAGCAGGUAGGCCAAGGAGGUCGAACACUGUGCGUGCGACGGAGUCUCAGGUCACGGCUGGAGAUGGAACUAGGAAGCGUGGGAGGCCAAAGAAAGAUGAUGUGGCAGCUCCAGCUAAGAAACGUGGACGGAAACCUAAAUCUGAACCUGUUGCUAAGAAGACUGUGGGCAGGCCAAAGAAGGCAACAGAAGGUGCUACUGGGCAGGGAGCAUCAGACCCAAGAGAGCUCAAGAAGAAAGCCGCACUCUUACAAAAGAAAGUGAAGCAGGCUGCAGAUAAGCUGAAGAUAGCAGUUUCAGCAAUCGAGGAGGUUCAAGAGAUAGCUGCAGGAAUGUAGAAGCUGUGAUGUGACACGUCCACAAAAAUCUUAAUGGUGUUAGGGAAACAUUUGUUUGGAGAAUUUAAGACUGAUUGAUUUGAUGUUUGAUUUCUAAAUUUAGGUUUGUCUGUACGUUCGCAGGGAGUGGUACAAGAAGAGAAAACAGUUUUAGUGUUAAUUGGUUCGUACUCUUUGGUGAUCUCUUGUGUAGCUGUUACAUGGGGAAUCUACCCUUGUGAGUUUUAACUCUUUUGUUCUGAAUUGAAUGUUUUGUAGUGACUAAACUGUGUUAUGCU